UCUGAUAUAGGUAUGUCUGUCCACCCUCUGCGUGCUACUCUCACGUUCCUCUCCUAUCCGCGACAAUCCAUCGUGCGCGUGGGAAGCGGCAUAUGCUCGGAAGCAUACACUAGUUGUGAUAUGCGGCCAUGUGCAUGUGCAGCUGCAGGGAAGCGAGAUACCACAAGCGACAAUAACAAACAGAUGGACGUCAAUCACUUCCAGCCUUAUAGUUCGCUCUGCUUAACACGCGCUGGACCACGCUGUCCAUAGUCCAACCACUCUGCCAAGAGCGCGGCCGCCGGAGACUGAGCGAUGGAUAGCAGCGAUAGUGGCCUCGAUGGGCGUAGACACCACACUCGCGGGGGAGCACGAAGAGGGAUAGCGCAGGCUGGUCACAGAACCGGCGCGUUCAGGCACCUCUUUCCUUCCUCUGAGAGGAAAUUCUCUUCUACAACACCAACACCCACC
Sphaerulina musiva SO2202 is the source of this 450-nucleotide messenger RNA. RefSeq lists its product as uncharacterized. The record is from RefSeq and is a predicted model, not a curated record. NCBI's taxonomy places the organism in Eukaryota, Fungi, Ascomycota, Dothideomycetes, Mycosphaerellales, Mycosphaerellaceae. Bases 13 to 252 code for a protein of 79 amino acids. The transcript is spliced from 2 exons.